Molecule: messenger RNA, 1475 nt
Organism: Engraulis encrasicolus (European anchovy)
Lineage: Eukaryota; Metazoa; Chordata; Actinopteri; Clupeiformes; Engraulidae
Exons: 4
Coding region: 32-496 (154 amino acids)
Source: RefSeq, a predicted model, not a curated record
UGAGGUGAAAGGUCGUGGGCGAGGGGGACGUAUGGGCAGAGGUGGUCGUAUGGGUCGCGGUGGCCGUGGACGUGGCGGCAUGGUGAAGGGCUUUGGGCCCCCAGGACGGGGAAGGGGCCGAGGACACAACGGACCAAUGAACGGCUUCGGACCCAUGAGGAGAGGUAUGGGAAGGGUGCGGCCUUACCCGGACUUCAGAGGCAGGGGCUUUGUGAGAGGAGUCGGCCCUCCACCUCCCCCACCUCCCCCUCCCCCAUUUCACAUGAGGCCUUAUGGUCCAAUGCCCAGACACAGGCAUGGUCCCCCUCCACUGCCACUUGGUCCUCCAGGCUUCCGUGGGCGUCCUCCUCCUCCUCGAGGCCAUGGUGGUCCCCCAGGGCCCCCUCGCCACUUCCACCCCAGAGGCUACCACAAUGGACCCACCCCUCCGCCACCUCACCUUAUGCACAACAGGGGGCAGCGUUGGCCAGGCCCACCCAGGGCACGACGCUUUUAGAGCAAAAUUGUUUGUUUGUUUUUAAGUGAGAAAUGAGAAAAAUGAGCCAUUUUCAUUAAUGCUUGAGCCAGCCGAAUGGCCAUACGAGAGUGGAUAAUAGCUACCUAGGGAAAAAAAUGCCAAAAUGUCCCUAAACAAUUUGGAUUUCUUUUUUUUCUUCUCUCGAGAAUGAACCUUGAGAAUCAGUGAGCUGGUGAGAGAGAGAGAAACAGAGAGAGAGAGAGUAAACAUGCCCAUUGAUGAAACAUCUUUUUUAUGUGUAAGGAUAACUUAUUACCAGACAGUGACUUAAUAAACAUGACCCUUUAAGUAUUGUUUAGUCCUUUUGCCUAUCAUCUUGUGAGCCUUAAAAAUCUGUAGUUGUCAUCCAGUAUAGUGUUUUGAGACAGUCAGAAAAUGUAAGAAAGUAGAUUAAAUGAGUAAGAAAUUGUUAAUGUUCUCUCAGCCCGUAUAUGUGCAGGUAUACCUAAACUCUUGGAUUCCUGGGACCUCCUUAAUUAUUCCUGUUGUGAUAGUGUAGAGCUGUAACGGUUUCAACAUCAAAGACAUACAAACAUUGACACAACAGACCAUUUGAUACACCAAAUGCAAUUUAUAUGUGCAGUGUUAUUGAUUCUGUGAGCAUCAUUGUUAUUAAUGUACAGAUGCCUUUACAAUAUUUGAGUAUCAUUGUAUGGAAUCCAUUUAUGUUCAUGUUCUGCGAUCUACAGUAUAAUAUGGAUCAAAUUAAUGAAUAGUUAAUAUAGUAUGACAUACAGUGACGUAUGAGGCAUUACAUAAUGCUCAAACAGAAUGCAAGUGUUUUGAAGGCAAAUUUAAAGAACAAAUCGAAUUGCUUUAAAAUAAUGUAAAGCACAUGUGUAUGUUGUGAAUUGUUAUGAUUAUCUAUAUCUACUUUAUAGUCCUAUGGAAUUGUGAAUGUACACUUUGUACAAGCACAACAGAUUGGAACUACAGAGGUAAUGGAAAAAAAUAAAGU